Messenger RNA from Panicum virgatum (switchgrass), 408 nucleotides. RefSeq names its product putative F-box protein At1g47300. The coding region runs from base 1 to 408 and encodes 135 amino acids. The transcript has 2 exons. Gene Ontology annotation, molecular function: protein binding. The record is from RefSeq and is a predicted model, not a curated record. Lineage: Eukaryota; Viridiplantae; Streptophyta; Magnoliopsida; Poales; Poaceae.
AUGGAGGUGGGCGCAACGGCGGCGGCCUACCUCCCCGACGACCUCGUCGUCGACAUCCUCGCGCGGCUGCCGGCCAAGUCGCUCUGCCGCUUCAAGUGCGUCUCGCGGCGCUGGCGCGCCCUCAUCUCUGACAAGUUUUCUUCCGCCGCGCAGACCCUGUCGGGCUUCUUCGUCUCCCGCGCCCCCGCCUGGCGCUUCACCGUCCUGCCGUCGUCCGUUACUCCUCCCGGUGGUGGAACCGGUGGCCUGCCUCCGGUGGACGCCUCCCUCUCCUUCCUCCCCCCUAGCUGCGUGGAGGGGGAGAUCAAGAUGCUGGACUCGUGCAACUGGCUCCUCCUCCUCCUCUGCUCGGAGGACGAGCGCCCGUGCGAUCUAAUCCUUUUGGUGGCGCCGGUCUGCGUGGCGUGA